AUGCCUGUUGUCAAACUAAUAAUGUACCAACUGUUUGAUGCUUUGAACUACAUACACUCACGUCAAAUAAUUCAUCGUGAUAUAAAGCCGAGCAAUGUAUUGGUGAAGUUUGAGUCUAGACGUCAGUCGACGGAUACCUCGACGGCUGUAAGCGUUUCGCAUCAAGAUCCCGUCGUCGAUUCUGUCAAAUCGAUUUGGCGUGGUAGUCAGUUGCCUGCAACCAAGGCCGCAAGUCGUUGCCUAGCUUCGAACCGUGGACCUCCGGAUGUCCUACAGCUGAUUGAUACGUGUAUUUCGCCAGACUGCGGCGGAGCUGUUCCGGACUAUCUCAUACGAACAAUGAUGGAUACCAUCUCCGUCAAACUGGCUGACUUUGGUCUGGCUCGAUUGUUCCCUGCACCUAUUCGACCACUCACUCAUGAGGUGGUAACCCUAUGGUAUCGAGCCCCGGAGGUUGUCCUUGGAUUCGAUCGAUAUAAUACCUCUCUUGAUAUCUGGUCAAUGGGAUGCAUUCUCUUAGAACUGCUCUAUGGCCGACCUGUCAUAUUGGGGGACUCAGAGGCAGAGACUCUCUUUAAAAUGUUCCAACUUCUUGGCACUCCCGUCAACCACGAAUGGGUCUCGUUCCUGCCACAUUACAAAUCACAAUGGCCAAAAUGGACCAGAAGAAAAGAUCGAUACGAUUUCCUCCGACCCGAUGACAUUGGCACAGACGUCAAAGACCUCCUAGACAAGUUGCUGCAUUAUAUUCCGGAGCAGCGUUGUACCGCAGCGGAAGCAUUGGCCCAUCCGUGGUUCGAUGACGUGCGAAUUAAAAAAUAG
This is a messenger RNA of Gregarina niphandrodes, 822 nucleotides long. RefSeq names its product protein kinase domain protein. The coding region runs from base 1 to 822 and encodes 273 amino acids. Gene Ontology annotation, molecular function: ATP binding; MAP kinase activity. Gene Ontology annotation, biological process: protein phosphorylation; intracellular signal transduction. The transcript has 3 exons. The record is from RefSeq and is a predicted model, not a curated record. Gene Ontology annotation, cellular component: cytoplasm; nucleus. NCBI's taxonomy places the organism in Eukaryota, Apicomplexa, Conoidasida, Eugregarinorida, Gregarinidae.